Molecule: messenger RNA, 5072 nt
Organism: Homarus americanus (American lobster)
Lineage: Eukaryota; Metazoa; Arthropoda; Malacostraca; Decapoda; Nephropidae
Product: sodium-independent sulfate anion transporter-like
Biological process (GO): transmembrane transport
Cellular component (GO): membrane
Molecular function (GO): sulfate transmembrane transporter activity
Source: RefSeq, a predicted model, not a curated record
CGGGCCCGGUAGCUCUAGCCAGGUGUCAGCUGCACCGAGCUCAUGGUACAUUUAGUGAUAAUAUCGUGUAAACUAACUUUUACUGUCAUGGCCAAGAUAAACUGUACCCUUACUUCAUGAUCUGCCCUAAGUUAAGGGGGCGGUCACUGGGGGAUGGCUGUGACACUCGGCAGCUUUCCUUCCUUCCAUCUAAAGGAAGGCAACAGCAGUGGGUAAGAACACACGCGAACGCAACAUGCCUCAAGAUUGUGUUAGAGGCCACUAACUUAAUUAAGAGGGGAGCAAGACGUACCUUCAGCAAGGAGACUUUACUUAAGCGAAUACCAAUCACAAAAUGGCUUCCCAAUUACAAACUGGAGUAUCUGGGAGGCGAUGUGAUGGCUGGCUUCACUGUCGGCCUUACCGUCAUCCCACAAGGCAUAGCUUAUGCUGCUGUUGCCGGCCUUCCUGCUAAUUAUGGUCUGUACCGGCUCAUGGGGUGCUUCGUGUACAUGAUUUUCGGCAGCUGUAAGGACAUCACCAUUGGACCCACAGCUAUUAUGGCCAUCAUGACUCACGAGUUCAGGCAGCGCGGUCCUGAAAAUGCUGUGUUGUUGUGUUUCCUCAGUGGUCUCAUAAUUUUCGCCUCAGGAUUGUGUAACUUGGGUUUUCUUAUCAACUUCAUAUCAAAGCCAGUGAUCUGUGGGUUCACCUCUGCAGCAGCCAUCUCCAUCGCUUCCUCCCAGAUCAAGGGCCUAUUUGGGUUGAAAUAUUCGAGCGAAGGCGUCUUAGAGACUUGGGAAAAGCUUUUUGAAAAUAUUGAAGAUAUGAGAUGGCAAGAUUUGACGCUUGGACUAUGUUGUAUUGUCGUCUUGCUCCUAAUGAGGAAAUUAAAAGACUUGAAAGUUGUGAAAGUGAAGGCAACUGAUGGUAAGGGGAAGAGAAUUUUGAAAAAACUAGCCUUUCUGACAUCUGUGGGUCGUAAUGCCUUAGUUGUGAUUUCGGCCUUAUUAAUCGCCUAUUGUGUUGAUAAUGAUCAGCCCUUCACCCUAACAGGAGAGAUAAAGCCUGGUUUACCAUCAUUCCAGCUGCCACCGUUCUCCAUGACCAUCAACGGCACUUAUUACAGCUUUAGUUACAUGAUGGAGAAUGUUGGAGCCGGUGUUAUUAUAAUCCCCAUGAUUUCUAUCCUGGAGAGCAUUGCCAUUGCCAGUGCUUUUUCUGGUGGCAAGACUAUUGAUGCCACACAGGAAAUGUUUGCCUUAGGAUUAUGCAACUUCCUUGGGUCAUUUCUUCAGUCAAUGCCAGUGACUGGGUCAUUCUCCCGAACUGCUGUUAAUUCCACCAGUGGAGUCAGGACCACAGCAGGAGGCGCCAUAACUGGUGUGCUGGUUAUGUUGGCAUUAGCUUUUCUUACAUCUUCCUUCAAAUACAUUCCUAAGGCAUCCCUCUCUGCUGUCAUAAUCUGUGCUGUGAUAUUCAUGGUGGAGUAUGAAAUGGUCAUUCCAAUUUGGAAGGCAAGACGCAUUGACCAGCUGCCUCUGUGGGGGUCUUUCCUCACCUGUCUCUUUUGGAAGCUUGAGUAUGGCAUCCUGGUGGGGGUGCUCAUCAACCUGUCUAUCCUCCUCUAUGGUAUUGCACGACCAAAAGUUGAUGUUAAUGUUACCAAGAUACAGGAUGGAGAUGAACCCGCUUAUGUGCUGGUGGAGCCCCAUAGUGGUCUCUUCUUCCCAUCAGUGGACUACUUGAGAGCAGAAGUGAGCAAAGCAGGACUAAUCACAGCCCAAGGAAAUAUGAUGGUGGUUGUGGACUGUAGUCACUUUACUGCAGUAGAUUUCACAGCAGUAAAGGGGAUCAAGUCUCUUUGUUUGGACUUUGAGAAACGGCAACAAACUUUGGUCUUCACAAAUGUUACGUCAGGUGUGAAAAAAGGACUGUUGUCCCUUAAUGCAGACAUCAAGAUUGCCUCGUCACCGUUGGAGCUGCACAGUUUUCUAAAAUCAACAUAUCCAGCUGCAGCAAUCAGCAGUAAUGCAAGUGAACGCAGCACUGUAGCGGUGAGACAAGGUGAUGCAGAGGACCGAGACUUGACCAACCCAUUACUGGAAUCAUCUGUUGUACCUCAGCCCAUAAUCAUCAGCCAGUAGGAUAUGAUUUAAUUAUCUCCCUCACAUUCACUGGUUUUAAAGAUGAUGAUGUUGGAGUUAUUAUUCCAGCUACAUAAAGAGUGAGAUCCUUUGUGACAGUGUGUGUGUGCAUGUGUGUGUGUGCAUGUGUGUGUGUGUGUGUUAUGAUUACUGAUGAGAUAGUUUCACAUGGUGCCAUUAAAUAUUACAAACACUGUGUCAGUUUUGAAUAAUGAUUUGUUGUUUUGUACAGAACUCUAUGAUUGCUUUUGUUGUCACCUGUUUUCCUGUAGCAAAAUAGUAUAUAGAGUGUAGUGCAAGAGAGGGUUCACUGUGCUGAUGGAUCACCACGCCGCAAGUUGGAGGUUGGUGACAUUAUUGUUAUUAUAUCUGUAUCUUUAUCUAGAUAUUUAUUAUUUAAAAACUGAAUGAUUACAGUGGACAUGUAGAAUGUGAGGGACAUAUAUUUUGGGAUCAGGGAAAUGUAUUUAAAUAAUUUUUAUUAGGGGGUCUCUGGUUUAUGAACGGGUUCCUUUCCUGAGGACGUUCUUAAGUCAGAUUUGUACAGAACAAUGUUUGAAAUCCCACCAUAUCAUAGCCUAAGUCCUUAUAUCCAUCUAAAAUCACUUAAUUUAAGACAAAAGAAGAAAUAGAAUGACAAAAUACAGUAAAUAAAAGGAAAAAAUAAGUCAUCAGGUAAAUAAAACACUGUAAAUUUCAAGUUUAACCCCGUUCGUAUCGGCAGGUGCUCGUAAGUCGGAUGUUCAUAAGUCUGGGAUCCCCUGUAUAUAUUUUUGUGAUUAACUGGCAGAAACUAAAUGAAAAAGAACUCUUGCUCAAAAUAUUCCUGUUUGUUGAUCUUUCACUGGAAAUAACUUGGUAAAUUAUUCAGUAAACUUUACAACUAUAUAUAUUCUAGUUUAAUAUAAGGUGACUUAACAAGAGAGAACGAGAACAGUAAUAAACAAAGAAAAAGGUAAUAUUACUAAUAAAAUUAUACUACUACAACUAGCAUCAGUUAUAAAAUACUAAUUUGUUAUAUACGGUAGAUGGCCAAAGGAUGCGAACCCUGAUCACUAGAGGUGAAAGUUGUUCUCAUUACAAGGUUUUACUAACCUCAGAAGACAGUAGUGCACAAUCUCAAGUCUUGUCUUGUCUGAAGCAGGAUCUAUGCAUUUUAAGUUAUUCUUAUAUGAUACUUAUAUGUGAUAUGUGCAGCAUGCAAUAUAACACUAUAUUUUUUAUUGUAGUACUGUAUUUAUUCAUGAAGUGUGAAUCAUCACUUAAGUUUUUGGGUCUUGACUAAGUACACAGAUUUUUGUGACCAUUUUAAGUUACUGUAUACUGAAGUACAUUCCCAAUAUUUCUCAAAGUUUAUAGAUGAACCACGCCAUCAAAUGUGCUAUACUAUUAAAGUUAUAAAUGGACAAAGGUACUGCUCGCUGCCUCUUCUAUUGUACACUUAAAUGUGUGUAUUUUAACACAUGAUGAAGAGUCAGGGAUAAAUUAUUGAAUCACAUGGUUUAAAUAAAUGGACAAUAUGAUGACUGAUAUACGAGUCUCAGGAAGAUGGAGGAGUGUCAUCCCUUCCUUUCCAUACAUUAUUACCGAAAGAAAUGCCUUUUCAUUAUACAGUAUACUCUAUGCUGCCAAAAUGAACAUAGUUGGCAUUGCUGAUCUUAUAACUGUAUUUUUCUGACUCUUGAUACUUUACUCUUGAUUUCAGUGUUAUAAACUGAAUUAAAGAUUCAUGAAUUUCUUAUCUUUGAGUACUGUAUUAACUGAAUAUUUAUGUUAAAUGUGAUUUCUAUGAAAUUAUGAGAAUAUAAAGAAAUUAAUUAAUUAACAAUGUAUUAUAUUAUUUACAGUAAUUGGUAAUUAAGUUUAUCAUUGUACUGUAUAUUAUUAUGCUCGUCUUUAUGUAGAAUCAUAUUUAUUGGAAUGAGAAGACUGUAAACCCACUUACUGCAACAUAGAGCAGGCACUGAUUGGAGUUAUUACGAAACUCACGGUAAAUAUCAUAACAAAUCUUGUUGAAACAAUUCAUGCUUGGAAAUUUUCCAAUCAUCAUAAAGUUAGGCACAAUUACAGUACCUGUACAUAUUUUGGGAUGCUGUAGUAAGUUAGGAGCAUUAGGAUGUUCUAGUGCUGUUAAAGGCAUUAGUAAUAUAUUCUAACUGAACUGUUUAUAGAAAUUUUUGAUAGUACAUGUACAGUGUAUAUGAAAAUCCUCAUUAUAACAGCUGGAUUUUUUUUUAUUGGGAGUAUUUAAUUUUCUUGUUUCUUGCAAAGUUAUAUUUAGAAGUCAAAGAAUACAAAUUUAUAUUUUAAGAAUAAGUUGUCUCUUGACCACUAACGUACUAAUAUACAGGCAUACCCCUAUAACCAAUGCCUACAGGGGUUGGGAAAAGUCGUUGGUUAGCGAAACAAUUAACCCCAUAAAAACAUAAAGUCAGGCGGUUAGGGGCCGGCCACCCUCCAAAAUCUCCUAUCGAUCCUUGAUAUAUCUCUAUACUGCACACUGUCAAACAAGAAAGUAAAGCAGACAUAUAAAGCAAUCACCACUCUUAUUAGGCCUUAUUACAUCACAUCAGUUGCCAAGCACAAGAGGAACUAUCAGUGGGGUGUUUAGGCAUGAUUGAGUAACACACUAAGUCAGAAAUAACAAAAGACACAAACUCAGAGGAACAUAAUACUGUAAACAAGAGCAAAGACUGCAGGAAUGAGUCAGAGGCAGAGCCCUCUGGUGGUAAUAUUUUGCACAACACCGUCUCUGCCGAUCAUCAGAUCUCCGGGGUAUCAAUGAAACUUGCGGGGUAUUUCCCCUACAAUGACCCCUCGAUUGACGAACUCAAUCCGUUCCAGAAGGUCGUUCGUUAACCGAAACCAUUGUUUCAAUGGGUUUUUGGGUAAUUGGUUCCAGCUCACCGAAAAUUUCCUAAAUUCAACUAAAAUGGUAGAAAAGUU